CUGAUUCAUAGCUUUAGAAAUUUACAAUGUUCAUUUCAGCAUUGUAACGUUUUGUGUGUCCAUGUUGCUAGUGGUUACGUGGCGAAUUGUCACUCAUUUAUUUUGUCAACGACGUCGCGAGGACGAAGUGAAGUCACGGAGACGGUGCCGAUCCAUUUGAAUGGCAAACACGGAACUGGCCCGGUCAAGACUGAAUUCGAGGGUUUAGCGCUCAAACAGGAAGAGAAACAUCUGGGCUGGAUGACCGAGGCAAAAGAUUGGGCUGGAGAGUUGAUCUCUGGUCAGAGUCUUACCGGUCGAUUCUUGGUCGUGUUAGUGUUCGUCUUGUCACUGGGCUCGCUGGGAAUCUACUUCUACGACGCCAGCUUGUAA
Cooperia oncophora is the source of this 372-nucleotide messenger RNA. The record is from the annotation of a GenBank genome assembly. Lineage: Eukaryota; Metazoa; Nematoda; Chromadorea; Rhabditida; Trichostrongylidae.